This is a messenger RNA of Camarhynchus parvulus, 1988 nucleotides long. RefSeq names its product zinc and ring finger 2 (gene ZNRF2). Lineage: Eukaryota; Metazoa; Chordata; Aves; Passeriformes; Thraupidae. The transcript has 5 exons. Bases 337 to 1335 code for a protein of 332 amino acids. The record is from RefSeq and is a predicted model, not a curated record.
CUCCCGCUGGGCGCGGGGGGAGCCGAGGCGGCGGCCCCCGCCCGCCGUAACCGCUCCCCAUCCCGCCCGCUGGUGCCGCCCCCAGCAUGGCGACACGGUAGAGGAGCGGCUGCGCCGGGGCGACCGCCCCUCCCGCCUCCUCGGCACGGGCACGGCGCGCCGCGGGUGAGCGAGCGGCCUCGGCGGCGCUGCUGCCGCCGGUGCCCCGCACAGGGCUCAGCGGCGGCGGACGAGGAGGAGGAUGGCGGCGGCGGUCGCGGCGGCGGCGGGCACAGCAGCAGCGGCGGCGGGGCCGAGCGGCCGCGCGGCGGGAGCCAGCACCGUCCCGAGCAGCUCAUGGUGGCGCCCCAGACCCGCCAGCAGCGGCCGCGCCGGGGCCGCCAGCUGAGCCGGAUCCCGGCGGGCGGCUCUCCCCUCUCCACACCGACCCACCGAGCGACCCGUCCCCCUCCCCCGACGCUCCCUCUCCCCCUCCCCGGCGCGACCCGCGCCUCGGAUCGCCCCGCCGGGGCAGGACUGCCACCACUCCCGGGCGCCGCGGGGGAAGGCGGCGGCGGCGAAGGGCACCGGGCAGCGCCAGGCGGCGGCGGGACCAUGGGCGCGAAGCAGAGCAGCCCCACCGCCGCCAAUGGCCGCACCCGGGCGUACUCGGGCGGGGAUCUGCCUUCCUCGAGCAGCAGUAGCAGCGGCGGCGCUAACGGGACCGGCGGGCGCUCGGCAGGCGGCGGCGGGCGCUACGCGCACCUGGCGGCGGCGCCUCACGCCGCUCCCGGCGGCGCGGCGGCCGCGGCGGCCGGAGGAGCGGCGGCGGCGGCGGGGAGUGCCGCGGGGUCGGCACCCCGGAGCAGGUCCUUAGGGGGGGCCACGGCCUCCGGGGCCCGGGCGGCGCAGUCCGCCUUCAACAUCCCCCACAGCAGCGGCCCCUACGGCUCGCAGGACUCGGUCAGCAGCACCCCGGAGGAGGGCGGCCGGGAGCGGCCCGCGGGGGGCGGCGGCGGCGGCGGCGGCUCCUCCGGCGGGCCCCGGCUGGUGAUCGGCUCGCUGCCCGCGCACCUUUCGCCGCACCUGUUCGGAGGAUUCAAGUGCCCUGUAUGUUCAAAAUUUGUAUCUUCUGAUGAAAUGGAUUUACAUCUUGUGAUGUGUUUGACAAAACCAAGGAUAACCUACAAUGAGGAUGUGCUGAGUAAAGAUGCUGGGGAGUGUGCAAUAUGUCUGGAAGAGCUGCAGCAAGGAGAUACUAUAGCACGGCUGCCUUGCCUCUGCAUAUAUCAUAAAGGCUGCAUAGAUGAAUGGUUUGAAGUAAAUAGAUCUUGCCCUGAGCAUCCAUCAGAUUAAGACAAGAUUCAUAUUUUUAGCUGCUUCCACUGAUCAGAAAACAUAGGAGAUGUGAGGUUCUCUUGCUGAACACAGCGUGCCUGGCUUGAGACUUAGUUCUUUGUGGCUGAACAAGGCAAAGAUGGACAGUGACACGGAGAAAGCACUGCAGACACCGUUACUUGACAGUAGUGCUCAGUAUACCAAACACUCAUGCAAAGGACACACAGGGAUUUUGAAAAUGCUGCACAUCCUGUAACAAUCGACUCCCCAGAGACAUUACUGACACUGUUUUGUAUCGAAGGCCAAAGUUCCAAAUUUCAGCCUAACUUCUGGUUCUGUGAAGAAGCGAGUUAUUGGACGUUUCCUACUGCCUCCAGUGGAAGUGGAGACGUUCGAUACGUGCUCUCUGAGACCCUUGCAGGGGAAUGGCCCCAGAUCGGAGUGGGAACGUUUUCACCUUCUCGUUGGCUGAAGAACAGUACAUGGCAAACUAAAUAAAAUCUAACAGUGUGACCUUAAUUUACUGAAUUCACACCCUGUUUUAAGUUCUUCACUUUUUUCAAGAACAGAAAACAUAACCCGCUCUGUGUAGGAAUACUGUAUUUCAAAGUUUUGUAACUAAACCUUUGUCACAAUGCAGUCCAAAGAGUAAAACCAAGACAGGUAACUAA